Rotaria sp. Silwood1 is the source of this 877-nucleotide messenger RNA. Lineage: Eukaryota; Metazoa; Rotifera; Eurotatoria; Philodinida; Philodinidae. The record is from the annotation of a GenBank genome assembly.
AUGCCUCUCAACCGCACCGCUGCUGAACAACCUGUACGUUCAAAUACAUAUCGUCUUCAUGAAUUCGAUCCAACAUCUUAUGAUUGGAAUGAUUGGGAAGUUUUAUUCGAUACUUAUAUCGAUGUUGAAGGUAUUACUGAUGAUAACAAGAAACGAAACUUACUUAUUACAGCUCUUGAUGUUCAACCCUUCAAAACACUUAUUUCUGUUUGUAAACCAAAGAAACCUACUGAAUGUUCUUAUUCAGAAAUAAUUCAAAAACUUCGUACAAAUUAUGCACGUGUUACAUUUGCUUCAACGGAAAGAAUUAAUUUUUUUGCAACACGUCAAUCAUCAUCACAAACUCUUACUGAUUUUGCAAAUACUCUUCGAGAUAAAUCAGUAACAUGUAAGUUUCCAAAUGAUUUUUACGAAGAUGCUUUAAUUGCAGCAUUUGUUGGUGGUUUAAAAAAUGAACAUGUUCGGAAACAUUUGAUGCAACAAAAUUUAGAAACUUUUGAACAAACACUUAAUGCAGCACGAAUAUUUGAAUCAGUUCUUAUUCAAGGUGCUAAUGUUAAAGAUAAGGGUGAAUCCAUGGAGACCCAUCCACUUUUUUUGGAAAGGUCUUUUUUUUCCAUUUUUUUUUUGUUCAAAAGGCUGAUCUCGACUGGAAAACACUUUUGGUCAAAAAAAAAAUUAAAUGCUCUCUAUCAAAAAUUCCGAGUUUUCGAGCAUUUUCUCGGAACACCUAUGGUGUACUUUUAUAUAUAGGGAAAAUGGCAUGAAAUAGGAUAGAAAUUUUUUAAAAACAAUUUUUUCGGAUUUUUUUGGUUUUCAAAAAUAUAAACAAAGUCUAGAAACAUGUUUCUUGAGGUACAUCAGAUCAAUCCUAAUG